Messenger RNA from Closterium sp. NIES-67, 191 nucleotides. The record is from the annotation of a GenBank genome assembly. NCBI's taxonomy places the organism in Eukaryota, Viridiplantae, Streptophyta, Zygnematophyceae, Desmidiales, Closteriaceae.
CAAGUUUGUCUGACAAAAGAUGUCGCUUGCACUCAAGACUGGCAUUUAUCUUGUAGGUCCUGAACUAUUUAUGACGUAAUUAGGAGUAUGAACUUCGAAUUCAGCUCAGGAAUAGUUCACCCAGCGUGACAGGCGUGUACCUUUUCCUUGAGGGAUGUCAGGCGCAAAGAAGCUCAUAAAUGACCCGUCAG